GUAAGACUCUCCUCUGGUCAAAUCAGUUUUUUAGCAUCACCGAAGUGGCCACUCCAGCCCCAAGUAAUACCAUGGGGAGGUUUGUGUUAGUUGUCCUCUGGGCACUAUCUUUCUGCAGAGGUUUAGAAGGAAUGUCAGGACUAUUUGGCUCUUUGGAGGAAACAUCAACAGCCAGAGACAGAGGGUUGUGCAGCACCUGGGGAAAUGGAGCCUUCAGGACAUUUGAUAACGGUUUCUAUCAUUUCACAUCAACCUGCAACUAUAUUCUGAGUCGCCACUGUACAGGUGGCACAGAAGAUUUUAACAUUCAAAUCCGCCGAGGCCCAGAUGGCAAUUUGGAACAUGUAUUCAUCCAAAUAGAAGGUGUCAAGGUUCUCAUAGUGAACGGGACAAUCACUGUGCAAGAUGCAUUAGUGAGUCUUCCACAUAACGACAAGGUACUUGGCAUCCAUAAACACGGAGUUAACACCAGACUUUCAAACAGGAAACAUACUAUUUUUGUGAACUGGAAUGGUAAUGAUGCUUUAUGGGUACAUCUUGAUGAUAAAUAUCAAGGACAACUGUGUGGCCUUUGUGGAGACUUUGACAAAAGCAGCAACAUUGUUUAUGAUGCAACCUUUCUUGUCACAAAUAAAUUGAAUGUUCUGGGCCACACUUGUUACAUCGACCGAUCUUCACAGCCAUCAUGUGAUGCAAUCACUAAAUGCCAUCCGAUUUCUUCACUGUUCCUCUCGUGUUACGAGAACGAAGUGACAACCAAAUACUGGAAACUGUGCCAGGCAGAUAUCUGCAGCUGUAAAACAUCAAGGUGCGAAUGUGCUUUUUUUGAAGAAAUGGCACGGCGAUGUAAUGGAGGACUGAAUAACAUGUGGAAAAACUGGAGAAAUGAGACAGGGUGUGCGCCGCCCACUUGCCCAAGAAAUCAGAUAUAUAAGGAAUGUGGUUCUGCCUGUAUUCCAACCUGUACUGAUCCAAAUCCCCAACUGCAGUGUGAUCAGUGUGUGAGUACAUGUGUCUGUCCAGAAGGCCAUCUUCUGGAUAACAUAAGAGGUUCCAAAAAAUGCGUCAGCAAAACUGAAUGUCCUUGUGAAUAUGGUGGGCAGUUUUAUAACUCGGGAGAUAACAGAAUCACAUCCUGCCAGUCAUGCACUUGCAAACAUGGGAGCUGGUCAUGCUCCCAUCCCAGCUGUCCUGGCACAUGCACGAUUGAAGAAGCAACUUAUUUUACAACGUUCGACAACAGUUACUACAGUAUAAUUGGAGAUUGUUCAUACUACGCUGUGGUUACAAACAGCUGGACCAUCAAGAUCGAUAUCCGACAGUGUCAAGCAGUUUUUGAACAGUCUUGUUUGCAGCGAGUUGUCCUCACUACAAAUCAGACGACUUAUGUGUUCAGCAAUAAUGGCAAGGUGUAUUCGAACGGACAGGCAAUUGGAAUUCCAGUGAAAACAGGCGAAAUAAUAAUAUUUCAGAAGUCCUCUAUGUUCAUUCAAGUCGCAACAACAUUUGGCCUGAAGAUGCAAGUGCAGACAGCACCUGUUAUGCAGCUUUACAUUUCAUUGCCUGUGUAUGCAAACGAAACCACAAGAGGUUUAUGUGGCACUUUCAAUGGUGAAGCUGAAGAUGACUUUCUAUCUGCACAAGGCAUUUUGGAAAGCACUCCUGUUACAUUUGCUGAUUCCUGGAAGACUGAUGACAGGUGUCCUGAACCAAAAAUACCAGUCCCUUGUGUCAGUUCAGAAAAUGAAAACUAUGCCAAGCUAUAUUGCUCUCAAUUGAAAGAUCCAACAAGUGCUUUCUCCAUCUGCCAUUCCACUGUGGAUUACCUGAAAUAUUAUCAGAUGUGUGUGGCAGCUACCUGUGCCUGUGAGAAUAUCAAUGACUGCCUGUGUGCUGCCUUGGGAACAUACGUCCAUGAGUGUGCUGCUAAUGAUGUUAUCGUGAGAAACUGGAGAAGAGACAUUUGCAAUAAACCAUGCACCAACACUCAGGUCUUUGACACUGACAUGAGAGCCUGUAACCGUACCUGUAGGUCACUCGCAAUGUACGAUUACACUUGUGAAGUCAAGGAUACUCCUGUUUUUGGCUGCGGCUGUCCUGAGGGAAAAUACAUGGAUGACACUGGAGCUUGUGUUGACAAGUUGGACUGCCCGUGUUACAUUGGUGACAUGGUUGUCAAUAAAGGGCAGAGUAUUACACUGAAUGGAAGAAGCUGUAAGUGUGAAAAUGGGAAACUUGAUUGUCCGGUCAUUCCUACACCCGGUAGAGAAUGUCAGAACGGGAAACUAUAUAAUGAUUGCACCAACCCUAAUGUAAAUAAACAGUCAUGCAGAAAUCGAAAUAUUCCUCAGGUGUUUAGUCCGUGUUUACCUGGCUGUGUCUGUCCUGAUAAUCUUGUGGAAGAUGACAGUGGAAGAUGCAUCCGUCCUGAGCAGUGUCCUUGUGUGUUUGGAGGAGAAAAGCAUCCUGCUGGAAAAACAAUCCAGCGAGACUGCAAUCAAUGUACAUGCAAUGCCGGAAUAUGGAAAUGCACUACAAAUUCAUGUCCAAAGACCUGCCAGGUUCAUGGAGAUGGCCAGUACAUCACCUUUGAUGGAAAAAGAUACAUGUUUGAUGGCAACUGUGAAUAUAUUUUUGUUGAGGACCAUUGCAAUCAAGGAGAAGGGACAUUCCAAAUAUUAAUAGAAAGUGUUCCAUGUUGCGAAAAUGGAGUGACCUGCUCAAGAAACAUCAAAAUUUUGUUUGCGGAGGUAGAAUUCCUUCUAACUGAUGGAAGAGUGGUAAGGACUGGUAAAUCUCGUCAAACCCAGUGUCGAGAUAAUUCUUAUUCAUUUCACACGGUCGGACUUUAUUUAAUCCUCUCAUUUUCAAAUGGGAUUGUUGUGAUAUGGGAUAGACACACAAAGAUUUCGAUAACAUUGGACCCAAGAUGGAAAAACAAAGUAUGUGGACUGUGCGGAAAUUUCAAUGACGAUGUUGCAGAUGAUCUAAAAACAAAAGGAAAUUCUUUGGUGACCAAUACUGUAAAAUUAGGAAACAGCUGGAAAUCUUCAUUGUCUUGUUCAGAUAUAUUGAAUCAAACAUUUCCUUGCGAUAGAAACCCAUACUGUUUAACAUGGGCUCAGAGGAGAUGCAGCAUAAUGAAGGAUGUUGUGUUUCAAAAUUGCCAUAAAAAGGUAGACCCAGUCCCAUAUUAUGAUGCUUGUAUUGAAGAAGCUUGUGCCUGUGACAUGGAAGGGAAAUAUCUGGGCUUCUGCACUGCUGUAGCUGUGUAUGCAGAAGCUUGUAAUAAAGCUGGAGUUUGUAUUAAUUGGAGAACACCGGACUUGUGUCCUGUUUACUGUGACUAUUAUAACACUCCCGGUGAGUGUAGCUGGCACUAUCAGCCUUGUGGAACAAUAAAAACGCGAACAUGCUCCGACCAUCACAUCGGGAAAAAAUAUUCUGCAGUUCUUGAAGGUUGUUAUGCAAGAUGCCCUAAGAAUACUCCGUAUCUGGAUGAAAAUAAAAUGAAAUGUGUUAAUCUACCUGAUUGUACUUGUUAUUAUAAUGGGAAAAUAUUGCUGCCAGGCAAUAGAACCAUGAAUGAUUGUGAAGAAUGUGUGUGCACGAAUGGGAAAGUGAUAUGCAGAGAAACAAAAACAACAACAAUAACAACAACAACAGCAACAACAACAAAAGUAGAACCUACAACUUCAUCAACCACAUCCGAAACAACAUCACCAACAACAAAGGUGCCACCCACAACGACAUCGCCUAGCAUCUACACAACUGACUGGAAAUGUAAUGGUGUCUGGUCUGAAUGGUAUAAUGACCACAGACCAUCUGAAUACAGUCCAGGCGAUACUGAAUUACUGGAAUCCAUACGGCAAGAUCUGUGUCCUUCCAGUUACUGUACAAUUAAAAAAGUUGAGUGCCAAUUUGUCGAUUUCACUGAGUGGCCAAUAAGUGAAUCACCAGACAAUGUGACCUGUGACCAAGACGUAGGACUGGUCUGCACAGUCUCCAAUAAGUCUUUGGAGGAAUUCAACAUCUGUCUUGACUAUCAAAUUCGAUUUUGCUAUGAGCAUGAAGCAACAACUCCAAGUACAACAUCAACAACAACAAUUUAUGAAACAACCUCAACAAAAACAAAGGUGCCACCCACAACAACAUCGCCCAGCAUCUACACAACUGACUGGAAAUGUAAUGGUGUCUGGUCUGAAUGGUAUAAUGACCACAGACCAUCUGAAUACAGUCCAGGCGAUACUGAAUUACUGGAAUCCAUACGGCAAGAUCUGUGUCCUUCCAGUUACUGUACAAUUAAAAAAGUUGAGUGCCAAUUUGUCGAUUUCACUGAGUGGCCAAUAAGUGAAUCACCAGACAAUGUGACCUGUGACCAAGACGUAGGACUGGUCUGCACAGUCUCCAAUAAGUCUUUGGAGGAAUUCAACAUCUGUCUUGACUAUCAAAUUCGAUUUUGCUAUGAGCAUGAAGCAACAACUCCAAGUACAACAUCAACAACAACAAUUUAUGAAACAACAUCAACAAAAACAAAGGUGCCACCCACAACGACAUCGCCCAGCAUCUACACAACUGACUGGAAAUGUAAUGGUGUCUGGUCUGAAUGGUAUAAUGACCACAGACCAUCUGAAUACAGUCCAGGCGAUACUGAAUUACUGGAAUCCAUACGGCAAGAUCUGUGUCCUUCCAGUUACUGUACAAUUAAAAAAGUUGAGUGCCAAUUUGUCGAUUUCACUGAGUGGCCAAUAAGUGAAUCACCAGACAAUGUGACCUGUGACCAAGACGUAGGACUGGUCUGCACAGUCUCCAAUAAGUCUUUGGAGGAAUUCAACAUCUGUCUUGACUAUCAAAUUCGAUUUUGCUAUGAGCAUGAAGCAACAACUCCAAGUACAACAUCAACAACAACAAUUUAUGAAACAACAUCAACAAAAACAAAGGUGCCACCCACAACGACAUCGCCCAGCAUCUACACAACUGACUGGAAAUGUAAUGGUGUCUGGUCUGAAUGGUAUAAUGACCACAGACCAUCUGAAUACAGUCCAGGCGAUACUGAAUUACUGGAAUCCAUACGGCAAGAUCUGUGUCCUUCCAGUUACUGUACAAUUAAAAAAGUUGAGUGCCAAUUUGUCGAUUUCACUGAGUGGCCAAUAAGUGAAUCACCAGACAAUGUGACCUGUGACCAAGACGUAGGACUGGUCUGCACAGUCUCCAAUAAGUCUUUGGAGGAAUUCAACAUCUGUCUUGACUAUCAAAUUCGAUUUUGCUAUGAGCAUGAAGCAACAACUCCAAGUACAACAUCAACAACAACAAUUUAUGAAACAACAUCAACAAAAACAAAGGUGCCACCCACAACGACAUCGCCCAGCAUCUACACAACUGAAUGGCAAACAACAGUGACAACUGCUACAAGUUCCCCUAUUCACAGCACCACUACUGAACUGUUUUGCAAUGGAGAAUGGUCAUCCUGGUUUAAUACCAAUACGCCAUCUAUUCAGGAUAAAGGCGAUUAUGAACUGUUGGAAGAAUUACCCCCAAUGUGUCCCUAUGAAAUAAGUGACAUUAAUUGCGAAGCUAUCAAGUACCCACAGCAACCAAUAAAUAAAACACAGGACAUUGUUACUUGUGAUAGAACGAAAGGGCUGAUCUGCAAUUACACUGACCAGAGUCCCAAGGAUCGCCUCAUGUGUCUGGAUUAUAGAAUUAGAGUGUGCUGUGAGCGAAAGCAGAGUACUACCACAAUAAUUCCCACAAUCUAUGAGACCACAUCCAAGAAUGUCACAUACAGUCCAUGUUUUUGCCAUUCAAACCCACGAAGGAAGUGUUUGGAAUCAUGGCAGGACAACUGCACAAUUGUUACCUGUAUGAAAGGAGAUACGUAUAAAAUCGAGCCCGUUAUCUGUCCAGAGUUGGGUAAACCAAAAUGUGGUAAUAAUAUUGAGCCUGUGAAAGUUCGCACCGAAAACGGAUGUUGUGAGCAGUGGGAAUGUGAAUGUGAAUGUGAAGUAUGGGGAGACCCUCAUUAUACCACAUUUGGCGGUUUGUCAUAUGACUUCUUUGGUGACUGCACAUAUACACUAGUGGAAGAAAAAAUCCCAAAGUACAAUUUCUCAGUUCUGGUGGAUAAUUAUUUUUGCAUCCCCUUCAUAAAGAACUCUUGCCCAAAAGGCCUAAUUAUCUCUUAUAAUGGAAACGUUGUGCAUAUUUCAACUGGGGGAGAAUAUGUGUUAACAGUCAAUGGAAUAAACGUGAAACUUCCCUACAAUUCAAAAGGAUUUAGCAUUACAAAAUUAGGCUCCAGCACACGUAUUUUUAUUCCUGACAUUCGAACAGAAAUUAAUGCUCUCCGUAAUGCCUUUAAGAUCAGAGUACCUGAAAAAUACUUCUUUAACAACACUCAAGGCCAAUGCGGAUCCUGCUCUGCAGACCAAUGCAUUAGAAAAAAUGGCAAAGUUGAGCCUUCUGACUGUUGUCACAAAACUGCAUUUGAUUGGAAAGUUGAUGAUCGCAGUAAACCUUACUGUGAUUCAGCUCCCACUAAUGUUCUCUGUAGUCCCCCUCUUCCUCCACCAACGUGCCCCGGUGUGAAAACAAUCUGUGAUAUCAUUCAUGGAGAACCAUUUGGAGAAUGCAGAAGGAAGAUCGACCUUAAGCGGUUUGUCAAGAGUUGUGACUUUGACCACUGUGUUCUCAAUUCCACUGCUGACUGUAGUAGCUUGGUAGCUGCUUCUGCCGCCUGUGCAAGUGUGGGGGUGUGUGUGGAUUGGAGGAAUUACACAAAUGGAAAAUGCAAUUAUAUCUGUGAUGAAGGUUUAGUAUACAAGCCAUGUGCAAGGAAUAACAGUGACUAUUGUGAACAUAAUGUGGUGAAAGCUGGAGAGAUGUUCAACCCAGCUGAGGAAGGCUGCUUUUGUCCAGAUGGAUUGGUUUUUUCUGAAGACAGGUCCAAAUGUGUUCCUUUUUGUGAAAGUUGCCAUGACUAUUUAGGACGGCCAAGAAAGAAUGGUGAGACAUGGGAAGAUCCUACAAAUCCGUGCAUUUCAUAUUCAUGCACACCGUAUGGAGUUUUAAUCAGAAAUCAGUCUUGCAAUCAGGAUGAAACCUGCCCUAAGUCUCAAAGAAACUAUGUCAAUCGUUGCUGUUUUAUAUGCAAUCAAAUACAAGGUCAAUGCGCAAUCAAUAGAUUCAAUGAAACAAUAACAAAAGGAUAUUGUACAGCAACCUUUAUGGCAAACCGAUGUCAAGGACAUUGUCCAUCAGCAAGUUGGUAUGACUCCAAAAGAUAUCGCGUGGACAAUUUUUGCCAGUGCUGCAAAGAAGCCUUUACUGAAAAGAUGAGUGUGCAAUUAUAUUGUCAAAAUGGACGCACCAAGAGAGUCAAAUACAUCGCAAUCAAGUCUUGCAAAUGCCAAAAUUGUGUAAAAUAGAUAUAAAUCGCUGCUGUAUAUGUACAUCUACUGUACCAAGGAUCAAGGUUUCAAAAUCUUGCAUGGAAAGCUUUUCAAUGCAAUAUUAAAACUAAAUUUGGGAAAUAAUCUGCAUUAUAUUUUGAUAGAUUUAUUAUCUUCAAUCAAAUGUAAUAAUAGUUUCUUAAAAGCUUAAAAUGCUGUUUCUGUUCAAGGCUCUUUGUGAUGGGAAGCUGUGGAAUAUUUACAGUUCUGAUGUUAAAUGCCUGUUACAAUUUAUUUGAUCAGAAAUAAGAACCAAUAAACUUAACAAUAGAGCACAAGAA
Messenger RNA from Amblyraja radiata (thorny skate), 7732 nucleotides. Its product is annotated as mucin-2-like. The record is from RefSeq and is a predicted model, not a curated record. NCBI's taxonomy places the organism in Eukaryota, Metazoa, Chordata, Chondrichthyes, Rajiformes, Rajidae. The coding region runs from base 72 to 7427 and encodes 2451 amino acids. The transcript has 52 exons. Gene Ontology annotation, cellular component: extracellular matrix. Gene Ontology annotation, molecular function: protein binding.